ACUAUUGAGGGAAAUCAAGUAGGAACUCAAGGCAGGGACCUGGAGGCAGGAACUGAAGGAGACGCCAUGGAGGAGUUCUGCUUCCUGGCUUGCUGCCCUUAGCUUCCUGUCUCUUUUCUCAUACCCAGGACCAUAUGCCCAGAGUUGGCACCAACCCACAGUGAUCUGGGCUCUUCCAUAUUCAUCAUUAAUCAAGAAAAUGUCCCCACUGACUUGCCUACGGGCAAUCUGAUGGGAGUAUUUUCUCAAUGGUGGCCUCUUUGCCCAUGUAAAUCUAAUGUGUCAAGUUAACAAAACAAAACAGAUACAAGAGCAACAACCAGGACAAAGGACUUGGGGAUAUUUAGCCAGCUCAUGGGAACUAAGUUUUUGGAGUAUAUUCAGUAUGAAAGGAUUAGUUUUCCGUAUGUUUUCUGAACAUAAGUAACAGUACUGGGCCUGGAGCUUCUCCAUCGACUCUGGAGCUUUGGAAACAUAAAUGCAUCAUUCAUCAUCAGGGUCUCGCUGUGUUCUUCAGAAUGGCCUUGAACUCACAGUCAUCCUUCCCCGGCUACACAGAUUUGACAUAAUUGACACCUUCAAAACCCUGACCAAGGAACUACUGAGACAAGAACAUUUACCCAAGGUUCUUCAGAAAAAAGAACCCCACCAGCUCACUGAUAGAACAUUUUUCAUUGAUGGUUCCAACCAGGGGUUGAAGACCAUCCCGUCAGAGAUUUUGGCAUUAAAAGAAUUAGAAGAAGUGCAUCUGGAGAAUAACCAGAUUGCAGAAAUUCCCCAGGGCAUUCAGCAGUUACAGAACACCAAGGUUCUCUACCUGCAUAACAACAGCCUGCAAGAUCUGUGCCCGGAGCUGGGGGCGCUGAGCAGCCUGGAGUCGCUGGACCUGAGCGGCAACCCGCUGGUCAUCUCCUCGCUGCACGUCGUCAGCCGCCUCCGCACCCUUCGCGAGCUGCGGCUCUACCGCACUGGCCUGACCGAGAUUCCCACCGGCAUUUGCAAAUCCCUGCAUCACCUGGAGCUGUUCGGUCUGUCAGAGAACUUCCUGGAAUCGCUGCCCGAGGAAAUCGUGAACCAAACCAAGCUCAGGGAGAUCUACCUGAAGCAGAAUCACUUCGAGGUUUUCCCUUGCGACCUCUGUGUCCUCUACAACCUGGAGGUGAUCGACCUGGACGAAAACAAGCUGAAGAGCAUCCCCGGAGAUAUCGGGCACCUGGUGAGGCUGCAGAAGUUCUACGUGGCGUCUAACCACCUGAUGAGUUUACCGGAGUCUCUGAGUCAGUGCAGCAAGCUGUCAGUGCUGGAUUUGACCCACAACUCUAUCCACUCCCUGCCGUCCUCCCUGGAGCUUCUCACCGAGCUCACGGAGGUAGGGCUGAGCGGGAACCGGCUGGAGAAGGUGCCGCGCCUCCUCUGCAGCUGGGUGUCGCUGCAUCUGCUGUACCUGCGCAACACCAGCCUGCACGGGCUGCGGGACUCCUUCAAGCGCCUGAUCAACCUGCGCUUCCUGGACCUCAGUCAGAACCACAUAGAACACUUUCCCGUGCAGAUUUGCGCGCUCAAGAACCUGGAGAUCCUGGCGCUAGAUGAUAACAAAGUGAGGCAGUUACCACCGAGCAUAAGCUUGCUUUCAAACCUGAAGAUACUCGGGCUCACAGGAAAUGACCUUUUGUCCUUCCCAGAGGAAAUCUUUUCCUUAAUAUCUCUGGAGAAAUUAUAUAUUGGACAAGACCAGGGGUCCAAGCUUUCAUCUUUGCCAGAAAACAUCAAGAGAUUGAUGAAUCUUAAGGAACUAUACAUAGAGAACAACCGACUGGAACAGCUGCCAGCAUCCUUGGGGUUAAUGCCAAAUCUGGAAGUUCUUGACUGUCGGCAUAAUCUUCUUAAGCAACUCCCAGAUGCCAUUUGCCGUACUCGAAAUUUGAGAGAGCUGCUGCUGGAAGACAACUUACUCUGCUGCCUCCCAGAGAACCUUGAUCACCUGGUAAAUCUUAAGGUCCUAACACUGAUGAACAACCCCAUGGUCGACCCUCCCAUAUAUGUGUGUAACCAAGGCAAUGAAGCCAUAUGGAAACACCUGAAGGAGAACAGAAUUAGGAAAAUGAUGGCCACCACGAUUCAGGCAUGGUGGCGUGGAAUCAUGGUCCGGAAAGGAUAUGGAUCUUAUGAAGAGCUACUAAAAGCCCGAAAAAAAGGAAAAUCCCCUCCAAAGGACAAGAAAGGGAAAAAGGCUGCAAAGGGGAAGCCUGAAAAAGGGAAUAAAAAGUAAUUAUGUAAAUGAAUUAAUGAAAAUAAAGAUUGCUAACAGAGCAGGAAGGCACCCUGUCUAGGGGCCAUAAAACAACCACAUGAAAAUUAACCAUGAAAUUAAGGCUGUUUGUAAUAAUAAAAGAGUCUUAUUUUACUGAAA
This is a messenger RNA of Mus musculus (house mouse), 2410 nucleotides long. It is a transcript of the gene Lrriq4, whose product is annotated as leucine-rich repeats and IQ motif containing 4. NCBI's taxonomy places the organism in Eukaryota, Metazoa, Chordata, Mammalia, Rodentia, Muridae. The record is from RefSeq and is marked validated. The transcript has 8 exons. The coding region runs from base 479 to 2269 and encodes 596 amino acids.